This is a messenger RNA of Drosophila suzukii, 1413 nucleotides long. The record is from RefSeq and is a predicted model, not a curated record. Lineage: Eukaryota; Metazoa; Arthropoda; Insecta; Diptera; Drosophilidae.
UUUUCCAUAUGCGACUGCUGCAGAUUUGCGUACAUAUCCUCGGUGGAUUCUAUGUGAGCGAUAAGGCGAUGGAUAACCUGGUCCUUGCGUUUCAGAGCCUCCUGAAAGAAGGACUCCACAUCGACAAUCUCGCGGCGCAACUCUUGUAUUUUCACCUGACGCAAAAUGCUGCGCCAUUCCUGGUUGAUUUUUGCCAUGUUCAAGCGACCAAAAGCAUCCUCCCUUUUCAGUUUGUUCUAUUUAAAAAGGAAAAGAGACCUGACAGACUUUGUUAUUUUAAAAUUCACAGAAUAAUACCUUCAUGUACAUCGAAAUAAGCUGCAUUUUCCGACGUCUGGUCUCCUCCUCCAUGUCGGCCCUCAUUUGCAAAUACCGGGCACGCUCCUCUUCGGACAUUUUGGCCAAUUUAUUGCCUUUUCCUUUACCCUUUUUGCCCAUGAUUUCGUUUUUUAUUUUUUCCCGAAAAUCAGCUUAUCAAAUUUCAAAGGCCAAUCGCUGACUAAUUAAGCGAGCAAAAGCCGCGACUCGGAAAAUAAAUAACAAUUUGAUUGCCGGCGUUGCCAUGACAAGAUUCACUAGCCCACCCACCAACUCCACAUUAGUUUGCCCUCCGUUGCCAGGUUUGUUGCCAUAAUAAUGGAUGCGAAUUAAAUUAAUGCGGAACAUUGCAAAACGCCAUUAGGGCUGUCCAUCAAAGGGGAACCAUUUGGCAUAUAAAACGGUGGAAAAGCGAGGCUAAAUCGCUGGAAGCUGUCAUCAUGCUGAGAACUGGCUUUGUGAUUUGUGUGGUUCUAACACAGCUUUCGAACGAACUCUUGGCUAUUCGUAUACACUGCCGCCACACGGACAGUGUUCAUGAGGAGAACAUUCACCAUUGCUGCCAACAUCCCGAUGGUCACAACGAUGUCACAAAAAUGUGUGCCAAGAAGACCAACUUUCGACUGCCGAAACCCGAUGAGGAGGCCAUCGAGGAUGUGACAGUGGACCAGGCGAUGGUCGGAACCUGCUGGGCCAAAUGUGUCUUUGAUCAUUACAAUCUGAUGGAGAAUUGCACCCUGGAUAUGAUGAAGGUUCGUUCCUAUUACAAAAGGUACCAUACAACGGAUCCGGAAUAUGAAACAGAAAUGCUAAAUGCCUACGAGAGAUGCCACUCAAAGUCUGAGGAUGCCACCGAACAGUUUCUGUCGCUGCCAAUUGUCAGGGCCUUUGCCACCUCUAAGUUCUGCAAACCAACCUCAAGUAUUAUUAUGUCCUGCGUUAUCUACAACUUCUUCCACAACUGUCCGAAAAGUCGAUGGUCGAACACCACUGAGUGCGCGGAAACUUUGGCCUUUGCCAAGAAGUGCAAGGAUGUGCUGACAACAAUGUAAAAAUAAAAUUUCUAAAAUGGUACUUAAAAAUGUAAUAUCAACA